Molecule: messenger RNA, 1407 nt
Organism: Quercus lobata
Lineage: Eukaryota; Viridiplantae; Streptophyta; Magnoliopsida; Fagales; Fagaceae
Product: disease resistance protein RPS5-like
Exons: 2
Coding region: 1-1407 (468 amino acids)
Molecular function (GO): ADP binding
Source: RefSeq, a predicted model, not a curated record
AUGCAUGUUGGGGAACCAAUUGAGCCCUCUACUUCACUAACAUUUUUAUCAUCAGGUACAAGUAAAGGAGCUACAGAGGAACCCUUCCUUUCGAAGAGCUCAAAAUUAGUUGAACUACCUGAACCUGAGACUACUCCAAUUUCUCUUGAAAAACAAGAGUUGUUAUCUGCACAUGGAACAGAUGUUAUGGAGAAAAAAGGGAAGAUGUCCAUUCUUGAAACAGAAAUUGAGAUUGUGCCUUCUCAACCUAUCGAAGAAGGUACAAGCAAACAAGCUGCAGUAGAACCAAUGUCAGUGACGGUGCUUCCUUCAGGAAAGGAUGAAAUUGAGAUUGGUCCGACUGGUAGUCAACUGUUGCUUGAAGUGAGCACAUAUUCCAACAGGUCCAUUGAGCGCACUUCGUUGGAGAUCUUCGAAUACAUGAAUGACGUUACAGCUCGAAGAAUCGGUUUUCAUGGAAGUGAUGAGAUUGGGAGGACCAGUGUAUUGAAAGCCUUGAUCAGUAACCCCAAAAUAAAAGACUUGUUUGACGUGGUUAUUUGGGUGACUGUCUCAAGAAAUUGGAGCACCAGAAAGGUUCAAGAUGAAGUGUUACGACAAUUACCAUUGUCACCAGAAGACUUCAACACUGAUUUUGAAAUUGCAGGGAAACUGCUUCAAGUUCUAAGAAGCCAACGUUUUUUGUUGAUUCUGGAUGAUGUUUGGGAGCCGAUUGAUCUAAAUGCUGCUGGUAUUCCUGAUCCUGCUUUAAAAAAGGGUUGCAAGAUGAUAUUUUCAACAAGAUUCCAGAAUGUGUGUCACGUCAUGGGUGCUGAUAGAGAGGUUCAAAUGGAGGGACUCCUACCAGAAGAAGCUUGGAAGUUGUUUCAGAAACUAGUGGGUGAGAUCAUUGACUCCCCAAAUAUCCAAAACUUUGCUAGAGCUAUAGUUCAAAAGUGCCAUGGUUUGCCAUUGCUCAUCAUUGUUACAGGAAGGGCACUGGCUAAGGAGAAUGACGCUUUAGCCUGGAUGCAUGCAUCAAAGGAAUUUUCACUGUGCAGCACACAUGGGAUCUAUGGAUAUGAAGCUCUAAUCCAAAAACUGAAACUCAGUUAUGACAGAUUGGAGGGUCCUGACAUGAAGAGUUGCUUCCUUUAUUGUGCCUUAUUUCCAGAAGAUCAGGAGAUCAGCAUAGAUGAAUUGGUAGAUUAUUGGAUUCAAGAAGGUUUAGUUGCCAGAAAUCGGCCAGAUUCUCAUAAGAGGGGAAGUGAUAUAGUAGAUUUUCUUCUAGGAGCCUCUCUUUUGCAGAGCGUGCAAGUUGGACUUUCCAUCAAAAUGCAUAAUUUGAUUCGGGAUUUAGCAUCAAGGAUAUUAUCAUUGGAAGUCGAAGGUCAUCAGUUUCUGUGCGGAAGUUAUUCAAAAAAAUGA